AUGGGCACGGUGCUGUCGCUUUCCCCUGCUUCCUCGGCCAAAGGCCGGAGGCCGGGAGGGCUGCCGGAGGAGAAAAAGAAGGCGCCGCCCGCGGGGGACGAGGCGCUGGGGGGCUACGGUGCGCCACCGGCGGGCAAGGGCGGCAAAGGCGAGAGCCGGCUCAAACGGCCGUCCGUGCUCAUCUCGGCGCUCACCUGGAAGCGCCUGGUGGCAGCCUCGGCCAAGAAGAAGAAAGGCAGCAAAAAGGUGACGCCCAAGCCAGCGUCCACUGGUCCCGACCCUCUGGUCCAGCAGCGCAACCGCGAGAACCUUCUGCGCAAGGGCCGCGACGCCCCCGACGGUGGCGGAACCGCCAAGCCCCUGGCCGUGCCGGUGCCCACAGUGCCCGCGGCCGCUGCUACCUGCGAGCCCCCGUCGGGGGGCAGCGCGGCCGCCCCGCCACCAGGCUCAGGCGGGGGAAAGCCGCCGCCGCCGCCACCCCCAGCCCCGCAGGCGGCUCCGCCGGCGCCCGGAGGCUCGCCGCGGCGGGUCAUCGUGCAGGCGUCCACGGGCGAGCUGCUGCGCUGCCUCGGCGAUUUCGUGUGCCGACGCUGCUACCGCCUCAAGGAGCUGAGCCCCGGCGAGCUGGUGGGCUGGUUCCGCGGCGUGGACCGCUCGCUGCUGCUGCAGGGCUGGCAAGACCAGGCCUUCAUUACGCCCGCCAACCUGGUGUUCGUAUACCUGCUGUGCCGCGAGUCGCUGCGCGGGGACGAGCUGGCGUCGGCCGCCGAACUGCAGGCCGCCUUCCUCACCUGCCUCUACCUCGCCUACUCCUACAUGGGCAACGAGAUCUCUUAUCCGCUCAAGCCCUUCCUCGUGGAGCCCGACAAGGAGCGCUUCUGGCAGCGCUGCCUGCGCCUCAUCCAGCGGCUCAGCCCGCAGAUGCUACGGCUCAACGCCGACCCCCACUUCUUCACGCAAGUCUUUCAAGACCUCAAGAACGAGGGCGAGGCCGCGGCAGGCACCGGGGGUCCACCGAGCGGAGGCGCGUCCACCACCUCCUCCUCGACCGCCAGGGACAGCUGCGCGGCCGGAGCCAAGCAUUGGACUAUGAACUUGGACCGCUAG
This is a messenger RNA of Arvicola amphibius (Eurasian water vole), 1107 nucleotides long. It is a transcript of the gene Cdk5r2, whose product is annotated as cyclin dependent kinase 5 regulatory subunit 2. Lineage: Eukaryota; Metazoa; Chordata; Mammalia; Rodentia; Cricetidae. Gene Ontology annotation, cellular component: protein kinase 5 complex; cytoplasm. Gene Ontology annotation, biological process: brain development; activation of protein kinase activity; positive regulation of cyclin-dependent protein serine/threonine kinase activity. The transcript has a single exon. Gene Ontology annotation, molecular function: cyclin-dependent protein serine/threonine kinase activator activity; protein kinase binding. The coding region runs from base 1 to 1107 and encodes 368 amino acids. The record is from RefSeq and is a predicted model, not a curated record.